GUGACCGCAGGUGGCGGCGGUGGGGUGGGCGGGGCGGCCCUGAGUCACCCGCGCGCCCUCGCCCGGCCUCGCGCCUCUGCUGCCGUCCAGAGUGCGCCCCGCUCCGCUCCGCCCGCGUCCACUCGGUUGCUCAUGGGCAGAGGAGCAGAGGCCGCGGAGAGGCCCCCGAGCGCGCGGUGCCCCAACCGGGUCGGAGCUAGGAACCGGACCUUGCCCACCCACCCCCGGCAGCAGUGCCCGGGCAGGCGGCACCAUGGCCUUCUCCCAGGUGCAGUGUCUGGACGACAACCACGUGAACUGGCGCUCCAGCGAGUCCAAGCCCGAGUUCUUCUACAGCGAGGAGCAGCGGCUGGCGCUGGAGGCCCUAGUGGCCCGCGGUCGGGACGGCUUCUACGAGGUGCUCAAGCGGGAGAACAUCCGUGACUUCCUCUCGGAGCUGGAGCUCAAGCGCAUCCUGGAGACUAUCGAGGUGUACGACCCGGGCUCUGAGGACCCUCGGGGCACGGGCCCCUCCCAGGGGCCCGAGGACAACAGGGUCGGUGACGGCGAGGAAGCCAGCGGGGUGGAUGGGGUCCCCACCGAGGCCGAGCCGCUGCCCUCCCUGGAGUACUGGCCACAGAAGUCGGACCGCUCCAUCCCGCAGCUGGACCUGGGCUGGCCCGACACCAUCGCCUACCGCGGCGUGACCCGGGCCAGCGUCUACAUGCAGCCCCCCAUAGACGGGCAGGCCCACAUCAAAGAGGUGGUGCGGAAGAUGAUCAGCCAGGCGCAGAAGGUGAUAGCUGUGGUCAUGGACAUGUUCACCGAUGUGGACAUCUUCAAGGACCUGCUGGAUGCCGGCUUCAAGAGGAAAGUGGCUGUGUACAUCAUCGUGGAUGAGAGCAACGUCAAGUACUUCCUGCACAUGUGUGAGCGGGCCCGCAUGCACCUGGGGCACCUCAAGAAUCUCAGAGUACGGAGCAGCGGGGGAACCGAGUUCUUCACUCGGUCGGCAACCAAGUUCAAGGGUGCCCUGGCCCAGAAAUUCAUGUUUGUGGAUGGAGACCGGGCUGUGUGCGGCUCCUACAGCUUCACCUGGUCGGCCUCGAGGACGGACCGGAACGUGAUCUCCGUGCUGUCUGGCCAGGUGGUGGAGAUGUUUGACCGGCAGUUCCAGGAGCUAUACCUCAUGUCACACAGCGUCAGCCUCAAGGGCAUCCCCAUGGAGAAGGAGCCGGAGCCAGAGCCUAUUGUGCUGCCCUCUGUGGUCCCCCUGGUGCCCUCGGGCACUGUAGCCAAGAAAUUUGUCAACCCCAAGUAUGCACUGGUCAAAGCCAAGAGCGUCGACGAGAUUGCCAAGAUCUCCUCUGAGAAGCAGGAGGCCAAGAAGCCCCCAGGGCUGCAGGGCAUGGCAUUGGCCGAGCGCCCAGGGGAUCUCCCCGAGCUGCCGCCGCCCGUCCACCCGGGGCUGCUCCACCUGGAGAAGGCCAACAUGUUUGAGUACCUGCCCACGUGGGUAGAGCCAGACCCGGAGCCUGGCAGCGACAUCCUGGGCUACAUCAAUAUCAUUGAUCCCAACAUCUGGAACCCCCAGCCCAGCCAGAUGAACCGCAUCAAGAUCCGUGACACUUCCCAGGCCAGUGCCCAGCACCAGCUGUGGAAGCAGAGCCAGGACAGCAGGCCUCAUCCAGAGCCUCACCCUCCCCAAGAGCCUGGUGCCCCCCAGGACGGUGUCCCAGAUGAGAACGGCCUCCCCCAGGGGAACCCUGAGCCAUCCCCCCCCGUGCCCAAGCCCCGGACAGUCCCUGUGGCAGACGUACUAGCCCAGGACAGCAGUGGUAUUGGCUGGGCCCUGGAGACCCCCAAAGAGGAGGCUCCCCAGAAUGGGACAGACCAUGGGCUACCCAGGAUGGCAGGCCUAGGCCACACCCCGCUCCAGCGGCAGCUGUCUGGGACUGAGGAUGACCCUGACGGCCUCGGGGUGGGGGUCCCCAAUGGGCUGGAUGGGGUGGAAGAGGAAGAUGAUGAUGACUACGUAACCCUCAGUGACCAGGACAGCCACUCAGGCAGCUCCAGCCGUGGCCCUGGACCUCGGAGGCUCUCCGUGGCCUCUUCCUCCAUGUCAGAGGAGUACUUUGAGGUGAGAGAGCACUCAGCCCCUCUUCGGAGGCGCCACUCAGAGCAGGUGGCCAACGGGCCAAUCCCGCCACCACGCCGGCAGCUGAGUGCCCCCCACAUAACCCGAGGGACCUUUUCUGGACCCCUGGGUGGCUCCCCAUGGGCCCAGAGUCGGGGGAGAGAAGAAGCUGAUGCGUCGAAGAGGAUACAGGCCCAGCACUCCAUAGACAAGGAGGCACAGGGCCAGCAGUUCCACCAUCACGGGGUCUCUGCCUCAGGGACUAGGGAUAAAGAUGGCCUCCCAGGACCCCCUAGGUACCACUCUGCUGCUGAUGGCGUCCAGAGGUCUACCAGAAACACGGGCCCAGCCAUGGCCGGCCUCCGCCACUGGCAGGCCAAGGGAGGCCAGGGACCCCGCCUGCUGCCAGAUCUUGGCAGCCCAAGACUAGCCCGAAAUGCCCGCCCCCUGACUGAUGGCAGGGCCACUGAGGAGCAUCCGAGUCCCUUUGGAAUACCGUACUCCAAACUGUCUCAGUCGAAGCACCUCAAGACCAGGACGGGUGGUAGCCAAUGGGCCUCAUCGGAUUCUAAACGGAGGGCUCAAGCCCCCCGGGACCACAAGGACCCCUAGCAGCCUGUUCCAGCCUGGAGCCACACCUUCUGAGGGCCCAGCCCAGACUCAUGGUGCAGAGGGCAGAUAGGCCACCUGGGCCUGCCAGAGACCGCUGGGACAGCAGGAAGGUGGGAUGGGCAGGCGACAUUGGCACUCACCUGGUCGGUGCACCAGUACCAGGUGGCCAUGAUGGUCAGGCCGAAGGUCAUCCCAGUCCACGGCAGGUCCCCUGUGUGGGGGUCUCGAAACAUGUGCAUGGCGUCUGCACGCGGCAGGUGGCAGGUGGUGUUGGCAAUGGUCCUGGAGGGAAUGGCCUGGGCGUAGGCUGCUUCCAGCUCCCCGUAACCGCCGAUCUGGUCAAAAGCUGGAGGGGUCGGGAUGGGACACGGAGGGUUUGGUGUUUGGGCUCCCGUGUGCCUGGGCCCUGACUCCCUGGGCUCCCUUUGCCUUCGUCUCACAAGAAACUUGCAGAUGCAUCAAGCUUGAGUUUUCCUACCUCAUCGUUUCCAGUUUGGAAAGGUAUGACGGUAGAGGGUUUUUUUUAAAAGGUGAAUUUGAAUGACUAUUUUAUUUGUAUUUAAAAUAAUACUGUUAAGUGAGCAUUUUGCACAUGGACACCCCAGGGUCCUGCUGGCCCGGCAGGAGUCCCUGCUGGCCUGUGGACACCCAUCGGGCCUUGGGCAAAGCUUCUCAGCCAGGUUUCCGAUUUUCGAUUCAAGGAAGCAAAAGUAGUUUUUCUUGGCAUUCAAGGACCUUCCUGAGGCUUCUCAAGUGUUCAUCCUGACCCGGGGCACCUGAAGGGUGUGAUUUUAGCAGAGCUGAGAGUGGCUGGUGGUGACGUGGCCCCAGCCCCCAGAGGCACAGAGAAGACAGACAGAGGUCCAGAGAAGGGUGGGGACUCCACCAAGUCCACACAGCCCUUCUGGCAGGGUCAAGCCCAGAACACCUCACUGUCCUGUCUACCUCAGGGUCAAGGCCCUGCACGGCCAAGCCCUGCCCGUCUAUGUUGGUGUCACUCACCUCCCUUCCAGACUGCGCCUGGCUGCUGGGAUGCCUCUCAGGCAGUGGGUUCCAGGGACACCAGAGCCCCUGGUCUGGAAGGGAGAAGCCUGGAUGUGGGAAAACCCCUGUUCCCACCCCAGACUCCACUCCCUGGCCUUUUCCAAGUGGGACAUGGAAGAGGUAGCCUGCUGCUUGGACGCUGGUCCUCCUGGAAUCACUGUCCCCAUGGAGCCCAGGCCAGGCUCUGUAUUCAGACUGAGAGUUCAUGUGAGGCUCAGAGCAAAUGACCAGUGCCAUUCAAGGGUUAGAAACUGCUCAACCACAGGGUCUCUGAGUCUGGAUGAGUCUUUGAAGAUUUGUUCACUGUCUGCGGGCUCCUCCUGGCACUGCUUACAUACUUCUAGGGAUGGUGAGCUCACUCUCCGGGCAGCCCUGUGAGCUUACUGUCUGUUCCAGACUAAUAUCACCACUCUCCAAGCUCUCUCCUUUCUUCCCUGGCCUUUGUCCUGCAGGAGGUAGCAUCAGCUCUUGGGAUUUUGUCCAUGCUUUUAAACAGUUGGAGGAGCUGCCCAGGCAGUUUUGUGGUCUCCCAGUUGUGUGCCUCACACCCGCCUCCAGCCCCACCUCACCAGCAAUUGCGGGUGUGGCUGGCCCUGAGGUCCUGAGUCAGCUCCUUGCCAGGGCCAGAGCUGGUAACAGCGGGGCAGUGGGGUGGGUAGCCUCUACCAGCCUGGGGGCUGACUGCCUAGUGGCUCAACCUCCUGAGCCUACCCACCCAGCAAUGCCACCCAGAGCCCCAAUAGCAGGAGUCCUGCAGAGUGCAGGGCAGUGCCAGACUCCACAGGGCUGGCUGUGGGGACAGCCCCGCCAUGGCCACAGACCCUAUCCUCACCUUUGACCGUCAGGAUGAUAGCCCCCACCAGCAUGAUGAGUGUCUGCAGGGCGUCCGUGUAGAUGACAGCAGCCAGGCCCCCUGCAGGUGGAAGCAAGGUUGCUGGAGGGGCCCUGGGUCCAGGGAGGGGGGCGCAAGGAGGGACUUCCAGGGUUCCUGCUGGGGCCAUCCCCCGGGCUGCUCCCUCGGGCCUGGAGGGGGAAGUGGCCUUCUGUCCCCUUUAUGCAUCCCCUGGUUGGCCUUCCCUGCUGUAGGUGCCAUACCUGCGAUGGUGUACAGGGCUGUGAUGGCGAGCGUGAGGACGGUGGAGAGGUAGAAGUUCCAGCCCAGGCAGAUGUGCACGAACAGAGCCCCUGCGUACAGGUCCAGCUGCAGAGGGAGAGGGCCUUGUGUGUAUAGCUGUGGUCGAUGUUAGACCCAGGGCUCCAGCAAGCCACUCCCUGGGUGACCUCAGGCAGGGCCCCCUCUGGGCCUCAGUGGCCUGUGGAUGAGGGGAUGAGACCCCCACUCGCCUGCCUGCAUCUCGGGGGCCAUUGUGAGGCUGGAGGAAGAACUGGCCAUGGAGAAGCUGCAGGCUGCGUGCGGAUAUCAGGGACGCUACUGUUACUAAUAAAGUCCAAAGUGGCCAACGCCCUUC
Callithrix jacchus (white-tufted-ear marmoset) is the source of this 5241-nucleotide messenger RNA. It is a transcript of the gene SACK1G, whose product is annotated as family with sequence similarity 83 member G. Gene Ontology annotation, biological process: BMP signaling pathway. Gene Ontology annotation, cellular component: nucleus; cytosol. NCBI's taxonomy places the organism in Eukaryota, Metazoa, Chordata, Mammalia, Primates, Cebidae. Gene Ontology annotation, molecular function: protein kinase binding. The record is from RefSeq and is a predicted model, not a curated record.